Messenger RNA from Cydia pomonella (codling moth), 5820 nucleotides. Its product is annotated as proton-coupled amino acid transporter-like protein pathetic. Gene Ontology annotation, cellular component: vacuolar membrane. Gene Ontology annotation, biological process: amino acid transmembrane transport. The coding region runs from base 3485 to 4870 and encodes 461 amino acids. The transcript is spliced from 9 exons. The record is from RefSeq and is a predicted model, not a curated record. Gene Ontology annotation, molecular function: amino acid transmembrane transporter activity. Lineage: Eukaryota; Metazoa; Arthropoda; Insecta; Lepidoptera; Tortricidae.
UCUUUGGUUCCAAAUAGCCUGCUCUAAAGUCUUUCAUUCUUUGUUUAGCGAGGGCAUUGGAAUGCCUACUUUACGCUAUUAUAUUACGCUAGGACACGAAGACUAGGUCUACCUGGAGCUCGGUAUAAUAGUCAUGUGUAUUACCUCUCAUGCUUAAUAUUUAUAACUAUUUCUUCCUGUAGAUAAGACUGCAAGUACGGUUAUGUAUACCCGUAACUACCAUUGAGUUAUCAUUACUAUGGAGAAGCCAUAACAAACAAUGAAAUUGUCACAAUCGCAACCUGUACCACGCGACCAAAACGUCGUAAGCGCCAGGCGCGGAUACAAGAUUUGGCUUAGGGGGGGGCAUUUUGAGAAAAUCAUAUAUUUUUGCACAGAAAAUAAAAUUUACUCAAUUUAGUAAUGUGAGAGCCAGGGUUUUAGGGGGGGGCCAUUGCCCCUAUGGCCCCCCCCUUGUAUCCGCGCCUGGUAAGCGCCGUAAAAUUCAUGGCACUUACGCGUUUAGGUCGCGAAAUUCAGGCUCCGCUUCCAUAAUUUGUUGUCAAAACUACAACUCAUGGCUCAAAAUACUGGUUCUCUGUGCCGGUUAUAUGCGUAGUAUUAUCAAUCAAGCUCGGGCUCCACUUAAGGAGAAGUCCACCUCCACCGAUGUGGAUAAGGAGGGAUUCACACUGGUGGAAAGGAAACGCAAGGCGAGCAGGGCGCCUCGUAAGACUCUGUGUGGCACUGCGGAGCCGGUUAAUUUUGGCCUAAGAGUCGCGACACCGAGUAAGGCGCUUUACGUGUCACGCCUACAUUACUCCGCCGUAGCCGACGAGGUGGUGGAGUACGUCCGUCGGAAGACUGGCUACACGCUGAGGGUGCACCAGCUUCAGUCGCAUCACUAUGUGCACUUCAGUUCAUUUGUAGUGCGCGUGCCGCGGCCGCUGCAGGACACCAUCGCAAGCGCGGACUUCUGGCCGAAGGGUGUGGUAUUUCGGCGGUUCCGGGGCAAUCUGCCGAAUCCUACACCGAGUCAGACGACGGUACGGAGCCACGCUGUUACGUCUUCGCCCAAAUCCAAUGUUUAGGUUGUAUUUUGUUAUUAUUUGUGUUUUCUUGUAUCUUUGUAUUUUUUAUAUGUUUUGUAGUUCGCAGUGCCUUAGUAGUAAUACUGUAAUGCUGUGUAACUAAUUUGAAUAAUAAUAAUAAAAUCAAUGAUAACUACUGACAGACAUUUUGAGGCUGGGCCCUUUAGCUUAACGGAGCUGGGCUCGCAGUCUUUGUGGUUUGUUUUUAAAACGACCGUAAGGUCUCUGUUGUGUCGCAUAGGCAAAAAUUACUCUACAUGCAUUCUCUUUGCCUGUCUGUAGCAAAGCCUUUGGUUUUGGUCUCUCAGGAAAGUAUCGACAUGAGAUGUGACGUGCCGGAUUUUUGGCCAUACGCAGAAUUACGGAAGGUGGAGGGAAGGAACAGAAUCUCCAUAUACCAAAAAGUGUCCGACAAAAAACCAUAAAUAGGUGGCGCUACAAUACCUAGAAUACUUGGGAAAAAAUCGAAUCAUAGACAGCGUACUUCACUCCUUCAAUAAUAACGCCUCGAUUACGGUUCUUAGCUCUACUCUAGCGCUACUCUGGAGAGAUUUGGAACUAUUAUUUAUAGCUGACAGCUGGACACUUUUGCAACAAUUCUGCCUAAGGAGUUUCUGUUCCUUGUCUCUACCUUCCAUACGCAGAAUCAUUGACGUUUUAGGAUAAAUAUGCUAAUUUAAUAACCGUUAAAUAAUAAAUCAUCACUAAUUUCACAAACAAGUUUAUGUUACACAAUGGAUAUAAAUCUACUUAUUACCUAGAUCUAUUUUUAUCUCUUUACCACAAAUAUGUUUCUGAUACUAGACCACCCCGAACUGCAUAUUAGAACUACAAUUAAGAUAAAUGAUAAUUUAUUUUCCUAACAAUUAACCCGUGGAAUCCCAGAACUAAAUAUGUCAACCAAAAAACGACCUUAAGGUUUUAAACUUAAAAUUGAAGUUUGAUUGUCGUUUCGGUCCCAUAUCGCGUCCGCGGGACUUAAAUGGUUAAUACACAAUUUUUAUUAAUAUUGCCCAAUUCUUAUUUACUAUCACAUCAUUUUUAUUGUUAUUAUUAAAAGCUCACUCCUGUCCCACUGCUGGGCAAAGGCCUGUCCCCUAGAUUUUCACCACAUCAUCACAUGGACAUCAUUUUUAAGAUGGGAAAUAGCAUUCAAACUUGCAUAAUGAUUUCAAUUUUAACGAUAGAUGAAGUACGGUACUUACGCAUUACGACCGAUAAUUAAUACCAUUAUUAAAAUAAUGUAAACAUAAACACGUGACUAGGUCGUUAACCUAAAUAUGCAUAACAUAUUAUAGCUGAUUUCAUUAGCUUAACCUACCAAGUAGAUUGAUAUUUUGUUUUGUUGGUUACAUUAUUUUUCACUGAGAGAUUUUAAAACCUGGAGACGCCUUCUCUGUAAUUUUCUGUACAAAACAGUCUGCCGAUUUUUGCGAGGGAGGGGCACGUCAAAUGUAUGGCUAUUGGUAUUUGUACGUAACGUACGAUAACGGCUGUCAUCUCGAUACAAUUUAUACAAGCUCGAUAUAAGUAUGGAAGAUAGAGGCAAGGAACAGAAUCUCCUUAAGCAUAACUGUUGCAAGUGUCCAGCUGUCAGCUAUAAAUAAUAGUUCCAAAUCUCUCAAGAGUAGCGCUAGAGUAGCUAAGAACCUAGACGUUGUUGACGGAGUGAAGUGCGCUGUCUAGGAUUAGAUUUUUUUAUCAAGUAUUCUAGGUAUUGUAGCGCCACCUAUUUAUAGUGCUUGUCGGACACUUUUUGGUAUAUGGAGAUUCUGUUCCUUGCCUCUACCUUCCAUAGAUACAAACUUAUAACCAUAGAGAUAUAGUAUUCUAGGCCGAUGCUUGAAACUGCUUGAAACGCAAAAUAUAUAUGGAGGGUAGAGGUAAGGAGAACCUUCUAUUACAGGAGAACUGUUGCUAAAGUGUCCAGCUGGAAGCUGUAAAUUAUAGUUCGAAAUCUUUCCGGCGGUGCUAGGAUAGCACAAGUACGUGACUCGUAGACGUUAUUGACGGAGUAAAGUGUGCUGUCAGUGAUUUGAAUUUUUUUAUCAGAGUCAAAAAUUUGUUUGCGAUGUAUUGUGGGGCCACCUAUUUAAGGGUUUUUGAUGGACAUUUUUCAUACACAUAGAUUAUUCUCCUUACCUCUAUCCUCCUUAGUUAGCCAUUAAUUAUGACGUUGCCACACUUUAUCAUUGCAAAUGCCACGCAGACGCAGAGCAUGGUCGUGGCUUGGUCUGACUCUAUGAAUAUAGUAAAAAGGUCAGAACUCAAAGCAUUUACCUCUUUCCGAUCUUUCAAACUUCUGUAAAUUAAGAAGAAUAUUUUGACAGACAGUUUACAGAAAUAUUGUGACAGUCACUAAAUGUUAUUCGUAGCUUCUUGAUUAUAUAACCGCUGUUUCUACAUUGGUUAACAUGUCUCCCCCUGAAACAAGCUCUGGCGCAUCAUCGCUUCCUUCACUAACAAUCAAAGCAACAGGACAAGCUGCGAAAGAUUAUAACUUUGUUGCUGCAAGAGGCCCUAUCAAAACAACCAAUGUUAUAGAAUCCAUCGGUCAUCUAGUCAAGAGUUGUCUUGGAGGGGGUGUGGUGGGUAUCCACGAGGCCUACAAAGGAUGCGGGUUGAUUUCUGCGCUCAUCUUAAACGUAUUUCUGGGCUUAUUUGUUGGAUAUUGCAUGCAUAUGCUAGUCCAUAACGCACAAAUCAUGUAUGGAAGGUUACAAAUCCCCAGCAUGUCGUAUCCGGACAUCGCGGAGGCCACGCUCGCCACCGGCCCAUUCAUAAAGAUGAGGAGACUUGCGAGACCCUUCAGAUAUGCAGUAGACGCAACAAUAGGAAUCGACUUAUUCGGGUCCUGCUGUGUCUACAGUGUGAUCAUAUCGCGAUCGAUCAAGCAACUCCUCGAAGAAUCCAAAACAGUCGACUACAUCAACAUUCGAAUCCUCAUCGCGUGUCUUUUCAUACCCUGCAUACUUAUAUGCUGGAUCACACAGCUCAAGUACCUCGCUCCGUUUUCUAUAGUAGCUGAUAUCUUUCUUGUGAUCGUGGCCAUUUCCACGGUAUAUUACGGCUCGACGGCAGCAACCAAGUCCCCCGCAGACUUUCCAGUGUUUAAGAGCUUCGAAGGUUUCCUUGAGUUCGUUGGGGUGUGUGUGUUCAGUAUGGAGGGCGUCGGAGUUUCCAUGCCGAUCGAAAACCAUAUGGCUAAUCCACAUAAAUUCCCGCUGGUGCUGUUUGGAGGAAUGGGUAUCGUGGUUGGUAUUGUGAUGAUCAUCGGCUUCUUUGGCUAUUGGGGUUACGGAGAAUCUUCCGUGGCUCCCAUCACCAAUAACUUCCCUUGGGCUAUAUUCCCCAUAAUCCUCAAGGUCCUCAUGGCCCUCAUGAUAUACGUGACCUUCGCCCUGAACUUCUGGGUGCCGUUUGAUCUGGUUUGGUACUACUUGAAGAGGAAGCACCCAGAGAACAAGCUGUGGUUCUGGGAGAGGCUGUACAGGACCAUCAUGGUCAUCAUCAUCAUACUCAUCGCUAUUGCCUUCCCUGACGUCUCGAGUUUCAUGGGAUUUCUAGGCUGUUUCUGCUUAUCCCUCAUGGGCUUCAUAUUCCCCGCCUUCAUCGAGCUGUGCGUCGUGUGGGAGGACCCUGGUCUAGGCUUCAUGAAGUGGCGUCUCGUCAAAGCCUGCGCCAUCAUAAUCUUUGGCAUCUUGCUCUGUAUCAUGGGCACUAUCACUAAUAUUAAAGGUUUGAUUAGGGCUGCGAUGUCGAGUGAUAAUAAACCGACGACAACGACUCCUGCGCCGUAAAUGCACAUGGGCAUUGUGCAAGAUGCGGAAAGUUUCCAAAAAUUUCGAUUUAUUCUAAGAAAUUUCACAGAGAACAAAGGAAAAUUUAAUUUUGGGAAUGAAAAAUGUUGAUCCCCAUACAGAAAUGUGAAGGUGUCAAAAUUUUUCUAAGUGGAAAUUUCGCAAUUAUUGGAAAUUUUCCAUCAACUAUAGCUAUUAUGUACCUGGCAGUUACAAAUACGUACCAUUUACUUUGGAGAAACUAGAAUAUGUGUUAUUUCUACUCAAUCACUAGGACUAUUAUUUGAAAAAAGUAAAAGUAAAAGCAAAAAUUAAUCUAGAAUCUUAGGCCACUGUUUGUUUUAAUAGAUGGUACUUGUGAUCCUUAGUAGAAAUAGCCCAAAAUUUGAUAGUUUAAAAAAAUGGUAUACCUAUAUACUAUGUCGAGCUACGAGUUAAGCCUGCGAUGACGCAUGGUAGGAUUUUUAACGCCUGUCACUUUCGCACUUACUUGUUAGAACGUGACAGGCAUGGUGACCGGCGAUAGAAAUGCGACCAUGCAACCACUGGGCCUAUGAAGCUCGAAUCGGACCAAGCUAACCAAGCUGCAUGGCAUUGGCAAUGACAAAGUGUAGCAAAGUGUUGUAUUUAUAGAAAAAUAUUAUAUUUAUAAUAACACUUUCCCACUUUGCUAUGUUUCAGUCGGUGGAAAGUUAGCCUAAAUGGACUCUAAGAGUCAACAUGUAGCAAAAGUAAUCCAUCUGUAACAGUGAGUGCCCAUAUACAUAAUAUGUAUUUUAUUAUGAAUGUCCCAGUCUAGCAAAUAGGAACACUAUUCAAUAAACCUAUACGCUGUCGUAUCGUAUUUCUGUAUUUGUACAUGUGUUUUAUUUUAUAGGUUUAUUGUAUUAUAUUUUGUGAAUGUUUCUUUAAUGGUAGAUUUUUGAUUAAAUUAUUUUAGUUCUAUUAAA